AUGGGAUCCUUCCACCAAAGCUGGCGGCAACUCCUACUCCUGUCUUCCCUCUUCCUGCUUCACUCGCUCACCGCCUACCCGGCUGUCUCCGGAAUUUUCUACACUCUCUGCCGGAACCCCGGAACCUACACUGCCAAUGGCACCUUCGAGGCCAACCUCAGUCAUCUCAUCUCGUCCCUGUCCGCCUCUGCCCCGGUCACGGGCUUCGCCAACGACACGGUUGGCUUGGGCCCCGACCAGGUUUUCGGGCUCGCCCAGUGCAGGGAAGACCUCACCGAGGAGCAGUGCGGGGUAUGUCUGGUCGCUGGCGUAGAAGAGGUCACGAGGUUAUGCCCUUACAAAAAGGCCGCCGUCAUGUGGAACGAGACCUGCCACUUGAGGUACUCCAACCAGAGGUUCUUCGGCAAGCUGAGGGGGGAGAAGCUGAUAAGGUGGAUCACUGGGAACGUGACGAGCGACCCCAAUUUUGACCGCAUCCUCCUGGGCCUACUCGACGGGCUAACGGCGCGCGCCGCCGUGUCCCCGCGCAUGUUCGCAACCGGCAAGACGAAAGUGGACGUCUACGACCUAUACGGGCUGGUUCAGUGCACGAGGGACCUCGCCCUCGAUGUCUGCGGUCAGUGUCUGAAAACGGCGAUAGGCGAUGUGCAGAGGUAUUGUGAAGGAAAGCAGGGCGCGUGGGUUAUCGAGGGGAGCUGCGACGUCAGGUACGGUGUUUUUCCCAUUCUUCAACGGCUCCGCCGGCGGCGGCCGCUGAACCCUAUGCAGGAGGACGACCGUCGCAGAAUAAAGGAUCCGUCCUAG
Spirodela intermedia is the source of this 804-nucleotide messenger RNA. Lineage: Eukaryota; Viridiplantae; Streptophyta; Magnoliopsida; Alismatales; Araceae. The record is from the annotation of a GenBank genome assembly.